AUGGUUGCAGUUUCAAAUUUACUUAACAGUGGGCUUUUAUUGAUUAGUCAAAACAUCUAUCAAGAUGUUGCAACUCCUCAGGAAAUCAAGACUGAUGGUUAUAACAUUUUAAAUUUUCUUGGUGGUGCUGCUCCAUAUAUCAGUAGAGAAUCUUAUGGUAUUGAUCCAGCUAUUCCAGAUGGAUGUAAAAUUCAACAAAUCCAAUUAUUCUCAAGACAUGGUGAAAGAUAUCCUUCAAAAAGUGAUGGGAAAAAAUUUGAAGCAUUAUAUGAGAAAUUCCAAAAUUAUAAUGGUACAUUCGAAGGAGCUUUGCAUUUUUUAAAUGAUUAUACUUAUUUUGUUCAAGAUAAAUAUUGGUAUGAGAAAGAAACAUCACCAAAAAAUUCGGAAGGAACAUUUGCUGGUACAACUGAUGCUUUAAGACAUGGUGCUGCUUUUAGAUCAAAAUAUAAUUCGUUAUAUAAUGUCAACUCAACUUUACCUGUGUUUGCGUCCAAUUCAGGAAGAGUUUACGAAACUUCAAGAUACUUUGCAAGAGGAUUUUUAGGUGAUGAUUUCGUUGAAGGUAAAACUGUUAAAUUCAAUAUUAUUAAUGAAGCAGAUAUAAGUGGAGUCAAUACAUUAACACCUAAACAUGCAUGUCCAAAGUAUAAUUCAUCUGCCAAUGACAAAUUAGUUGAUAAGUACGACACAACAUAUUUAAAAACCAUUGCUGCAAGAUUAAAUAAACCAAAUCCAGGUCUCAAUUUAUCUUCAAAAGAAGUGCCAUCUUUAUUCAAAUGGUGCGCUUAUGAAAUUAAUGUAAGAGGAAGUUCACAAUUCUGUGAUUUGUUCAGUAAUGAAGAGUUCAUUAAAUAUUCAUAUUCGCAAGAUUUAUCAAAAUUUUAUUCAAAUUCCAUGGGUAAUGAACUUACAAGAGUUAUGGGUGCUCCAUUGUUAAAUGCAUCUUUAGAAUUAUUGAAGGAUGAUACCAACUCAAAUAAAAUUUGGUUAUCAUUUUCUCAUGACACUGAUUUAGAAUUGUACCAUAGUGCUUUAGGACUUGUGUUACCUAAAAACAAUUUGACUACUGAUUAUAUACCUUUUCCAAAUCCUUAUGUUCAUGCUUCAAUUGUUCCUCAAGGUGCAAGAAUUUAUACUGAAAAAUAUCAAUGUGGUGGUGAUUCAUAUGUCAGAUAUAUUAUAAAUGAUGCGGUUGUACCUAUUCAAACAUGUGCUGAUGGUCCAGGAUUUUCAUGCAAAUUAUCAGAAUUUGAAGAAUACAUUAAUGGAAGGAUUGGUGAUAUAAACUUUUCUGAACAAUGUGGUCUCAAUUCAUCAGUUCCGCAAAAUCUUACAUUUUAUUUCGACUACAAAUCACAAAAUUAUACAGCUGCAUUAAUUGAUAAGUGA
Molecule: messenger RNA, 1392 nt
Organism: Lodderomyces pseudojiufengensis
Lineage: Eukaryota; Fungi; Ascomycota; Pichiomycetes; Serinales; Debaryomycetaceae
Product: histidine phosphatase family protein
Exons: 1
Coding region: 1-1392 (463 amino acids)
Cellular component (GO): fungal-type cell wall
Molecular function (GO): acid phosphatase activity
Source: RefSeq, a predicted model, not a curated record